CCGGACAAUCCCACCAAGUCGUGCAAAGCUAGGGGCUCCGAUCUCCGAGUUCAUUUCAAGAAUACAAGAGAGACUGCCCAUGCAAUUCGAAAAUUGCCUCUAUCCAAGGCCAAAAGCUAUUUGGAGGAUGUUCUUGCCCACAAACAAGCCAUUCCGUUCACUCGCUUCUGCCGCGGUGUUGGGCGAACUGCUCAGGCAAAGAACCGACAUUCAAAUGGACAAGGACGUUGGCCAGUCAAAUCUGCGGGAUAUAUUUUGGAUCUACUUAAGAAUGCUGAGAGUAAUGCAGAAGUGAAAGGUUUGGAUGUUGAGUCACUUUACAUAUCCCACAUCCAAGUAAAUCAAGCCCAGAAGCAGAGGCGUCGCACAUACCGUGCUCAUGGAAGAAUCAACCCUUACAUGUCAUCUCCCUGCCAUAUUGAGUUGAUUUUGUCCGAGAAGGAAGAACCAGUCAAAAAGGAGCCUGAGAUGCAAGUGGCUUCAAGGACCAAGAAGAGCAACAAAGCUCUACGCAGUGGCACUGCUUCUUGAAUAACACAGUAAUAGAGCCUGAUUCCAGAAACUGAGGAUGAUUUUCAUUUCUUUGUCCUAUCUAAUGGAAACAUAUUUUGUGUUCUAUUAAGAAUGCUAUUUGUGAAUUUGAUUUUUGUUAGAUUCUUAAAUUACUAUCACUCAAGAGAGUUUAGAAUUUUCAGAUGGAACUUGAUGGUUUUUGCUUAUUGAGUAGGUUCUGCUGAUUUGCUGUGUUUCAUUGGAGACAUGUUGUGGUUCAUUGGUUAUUCAAUCUAUGUGAUGUUGCUUGUUUAAACCA
Molecule: messenger RNA, 811 nt
Organism: Camellia sinensis
Lineage: Eukaryota; Viridiplantae; Streptophyta; Magnoliopsida; Ericales; Theaceae
Product: large ribosomal subunit protein uL22y
Biological process (GO): cytoplasmic translation
Cellular component (GO): cytosolic large ribosomal subunit; ribosome
Molecular function (GO): structural constituent of ribosome
Source: RefSeq, a predicted model, not a curated record